This is a messenger RNA of Camelus dromedarius (Arabian camel), 3162 nucleotides long. It is a transcript of the gene INPP5E, whose product is annotated as inositol polyphosphate-5-phosphatase E. The record is from RefSeq and is a predicted model, not a curated record. Gene Ontology annotation, cellular component: axoneme; nucleus; Golgi apparatus. Lineage: Eukaryota; Metazoa; Chordata; Mammalia; Artiodactyla; Camelidae. The transcript is spliced from 11 exons. Gene Ontology annotation, molecular function: phosphatidylinositol-4,5-bisphosphate 5-phosphatase activity; inositol-polyphosphate 5-phosphatase activity. Gene Ontology annotation, biological process: phosphatidylinositol dephosphorylation. The coding region runs from base 310 to 2280 and encodes 656 amino acids.
CCGGCCGCCCUGCCUGCCGGUUGCCGGGGAGCGGCCGCCGAGGCCCGCCGGGCUGGAGAGCAGGCGGCUCUGAGAGGUUCCAGUCGGGGACUUCAGACCUUCAGGGCUUCCAGCCAUGCAGCAGCCAGCCCUGGUGGUGCCGGACCACCCCAGGCCUGAAGGGGAGCCGCUGCCGGUCCUCUCCUCCGUGCCUCACCCAGCGACGUCUGACUUCGCACCCCUAACACUGGGCGUUGCCAGUAGCCCCAGGAGGAGCCAUCUUCUGAGUCGGCUCAGCUGCUGUCGUCCGUGAGGGCCGGCCCCUGGACUAUGCCAUCUGAGUUGGCGUGUGUGGGGCACUCGGAGGCUGCCCCCCAGCAGCCCGCCGCCCAGGGGCAUCUGCAGCCUGAAGUCAGGAUGCUCAAGGGGCAGCUCCCAAACACUGAGGAAGACCCCGUCCCCGACCCUUGGUCCCUGCCUGACAGCCGGCAGGCACCUGAGAAGAGCCCAGUGCUCCCUCCUAACAUCCCAGCACAAGUCACCGAUGAGGAUCCACAUGCCAAGGCAAGAGCCUUCGCACCGAAGCCGCCGACGAGGCCCCGGCUGGAGCGAGCACUGUCCCUGGAUGAGAAGGGCUGGAGGAAGAGGCGUUUUCGAACCAGCCGGGAGGACCUGGCUGGGCAGAGUGGGGCCAGCCCUUCUAGGGGCUCCCUGCAGGAUGAGGCCCCCGGGACCCCCACCCACAGUGGCUCCCCACCCUGCCUGAGCACCUCCCUGCAGGAAAUCCCCACAACCCGCAGGGCCCCCUGCAGCUUGGGUGGGGGCCCCUCCUCGUGGGGGAACUGUCUUUCUGGAAUGAUCAGCACUUCCCUGGACCUCCUGCACCGGGAUGGGGCCUCGGCUGGGAGCACCCCCAGGCUGGCCAGCCUACUUCCCCCACGCCCGCUGCCUGCCAUGGACCAGAACGUCGCCUCCAAUGCCCUGAGGACAGCAAACAAGGUGGACUCGGAUCACGCGGACUACAAGCUCCGCCUGCAGGCCAGGCUGUUCCGGGCCCACAGCAGCCUCGGCCCUGGCCGGCCCCCGAGCCCCCUGGCCAACGACGACUGUUCCCUUCACUCGGCCAAGUCCACCUUCAGCCUCCUGGCACCCAUUCGUGCCAAGGACGUCCGGAGCAGGAGCUACCUGGAGGGGAGUCUCCUGGCGAGCGGGGCCUUGAUGGGGGCGGAUGAGCUCGCCCGGUACUUCCCAGACCGGAGUGUGGCCCUCUUCGUGGCCACCUGGAACAUGCAGGGCCAGAAGGAGCUGCCCCCGAACCUGGACGAGCUCCUGCUACCGGCCGAGGCCGACUAUGCCCAGGACCUGUAUGUCGUGGGGGUCCAGGAGGGCUGCUCCGACAGGCGGGAGUGGGAGGCGCGCCUGCAGGAGACGCUGGGCCCGCACUACGUCAUGCUGUUCUCCACGGCCCACGGGGCGCUGUACCUGUCUGUGCUCAUCCGCAGGGACCUCAUCUGGUUCUGCUCAGAGGUAGAGAGCGCCACGGUGACCACACGCAUCGUGUCCCAGAUCAAAACCAAGGGCGCCCUGGGUGUCAGCUUCACCUUCUUCGGCACCUCUUUCCUCUUCAUCACCUCGCACUUCACCUCUGGAGAUGGGAAGGUCAGCGAGAGGCUGGUGGACUACAGCAAGACCAUCCAGGGCCUCGCCCUGCCCCGGAACGUGCCGGACACCAGCCCCUACCGCUCCGACGCAGCGGAUGUCACCACCCGCUUCGAUGGGGUGUUCUGGUUCGGAGACUUCAACUUCCGCCUGAGUGGCGGGCGGGCGGCGGUGGAGGCCAUCCUGAAGCAGGACCCGGGGGCUGACGUGCAGGCCCUGCUGCAGCGCGACCAGCUCACCCGGGAGAUGAAGAGAGGGUCCAUCUUCAAGGGCUUCCAAGAGCCAGACAUCCACUUUCUUCCGUCGUACAAGUUUGACAUCGGGAAGGAUUCCUACGACACCACCUCCAAGCAGAGGACUCCGUCCUACACGGACCGGGUCAUGUACCGGAGCCGCCACAAGGACGACAUUCGCCCCAUCAAGUACGCCUCCUGCCCCGGUAUCAGGACGUCCGACCACCGCCCCGUGUACGGCCUGUUCCGGGUCAGAGUGAGACCAGGGAGAGACAACAUCCCGCUGGCUGCUGGCAAGUUUGACCGUGAACUGUACCUGAUAGGAAUUAAAAGACGGAUUUCCAAAGAGAUGCAGAGACAGCAAGUGCUCAAGAACCAGCACUCGAGUACUAUCUGUACUGUUUCUUGAGAAGUUUGCCGAAGGAGGGGGAUUCGCCACCUGCAACGUGGGAGGGUAUUUGGCCCAGACUCCCUGGAAGAGAGAGGAGGUUGCCAUCUGGGACCUCUCCCUGUCUUUGGAUCAGGAUGAGCCGCUCCUGGAAUGGGACCAGCCCGUGCGUACUGACUCACCACCCCCGGAGCUCCCCUCACAGGGCGGCCCGCGCACGGCCCGACGCUGGCCUGCUCGCCCACAGUCCCUGUCAGCCUAGGCGUCAGGGCGGCUUCAAGCGGCUCGCAGGCUCUCCACCCCGCCGCCGCCGAGCCACCGCCGCCUCCUCCUCCCGCCUGGCUGCCGAGCCCUCACCUCCGUUUGCAUGUCCAGAUCCGCAGCCUCCCUGCAGCCCCUAAACACCAGCCAGGAGCUGCCCGUCUUGUCUGAGCUCAGGGCGCCCGGUAGUGCUGGGGAGGAGGCUGCCCGGGGCUGGGUGACCCUGGGAUCUCGGAUCCCACGUCAGGGACCACAGACAGGAUCCGGCUGAGGCUGGGAUGAGGAGGGGCCGGUGGUUCAGGGCCACAAAACCACCUCCCUCUCCUCUCUUGGUCUCAGUGAUUUCAGACCAUUUUCAGAGGCGAAUGGCAUUCAUGUAAGAGGUGAGUUUCCCGGUCAAAGAAACCGUUAGAAGCUUCUAAUGUCACCACCUGGCCCGCCUCGGCCAGCACCCCGCCAUGUUCCAGAUUUCUUCUUCCUCAAAGGAUUUACAGCCCAUCAUUGCUUUGUGUCUUAGCCCAUCUCUUAAAAACAGUGCAGGCUUUGAAUGUGGGAAAAUCUAGGGGCAUUCAAUCUAGUCUUUUAAAUUAUUUAUUUUUCAGUAUUUAUAUUUUUAAAUAAAUACAUAUAUUGACUCUCAAA